Monopterus albus (swamp eel) is the source of this 2424-nucleotide messenger RNA. It is a transcript of the gene gorasp2, whose product is annotated as golgi reassembly stacking protein 2. The coding region runs from base 113 to 1438 and encodes 441 amino acids. Gene Ontology annotation, cellular component: Golgi apparatus. The record is from RefSeq and is a predicted model, not a curated record. Gene Ontology annotation, biological process: Golgi organization. Gene Ontology annotation, molecular function: protein binding. NCBI's taxonomy places the organism in Eukaryota, Metazoa, Chordata, Actinopteri, Synbranchiformes, Synbranchidae. The transcript is spliced from 10 exons.
CACCUAGUUGUUAUGUGACGUGUACCCCGGUGUGUGAAGUGUUUAGGUAGCUUGCGGCCGCUGGGAAACAAGCUGCCACAAAACACCCAAAGAGCCUUAAAAGCGCGAAAUAAUGGGAGGAUCGCAGAGUGUGGAGAUACCGGGAGGUGGUUCCGAGGGCUACCACGUCCUCCGGGUUCAGGAAAACUCACCUGGACACCGUGCAGGACUGGAGCCCUUCUUUGACUUUAUUGUCUCCAUCAAUAACACCAGACUGAACAAGGACAAUGACACCUUGAAGGACUUACUAAAAGCCAGUGUGGAGAAACCUGUGAAGAUGCUGGUUUAUUCCUCAAAGACCCUGGAGCUGCGGGAAUCCACCGUCACACCGAGCAACCUUUGGGGGGGUCAAGGUUUGCUUGGAGUCUCGAUUCGCUUCUGCAGCUUCGAGGGAGCCAAUGAGAAUGUUUGGCAUGUGCUGGACGUGGAGCCUAACUCCCCAGCUGCUCUCGCUGGGUUGCGUCCGCACACCGACUACAUCAUCGGAGCUGACACUGUUAUGAAUGAUACCGAGGACUUGUUCUCUCUGAUAGAGAGCCACGAGGGGAAAGGCCUGAAGCUCUACGUGUACAACACAGACACAGACAACUGCAGAGAGGUGGUCAUCACACCGAAUGGUGGCUGGGGAGGAGAGGGCAGUCUGGGAUGUGGGAUUGGCUAUGGAUACCUCCACAGGAUUCCCACCCGGCCUUUUGAGGAGGGGAAGAAGAUCAGCUUCCCUGGAAAUUCUCCCAGUGAGCCCGUCAGUCCGCUGAAGGAUGGAUUCACUGAGGUUCAGCUUUCAGCAGUGACCCCUCCUUCCACUGCACCUGCUGUGCCCACAGGCUUAGAAGAUUCGCUGGCCGGCCUGUCAAUCAGCACAGCCCCGCCCACCAUGCCUAGUGAACUGCAGACAGGUUUGCCCACAGUCCCUCUGCUCCCCACCUCCACCAGCCCCUCAGUCAGCCACCUCACUCCAGUGAAUCCUGCCUCCAUCAGCUUCAACCCUGCUACAGCAAUACCAGGUCUGAUGCCCUUUCCUGGUGGGUUGCCUCCACUCCCGAACCUUUCCAACCUAAACCUGCACCUCCCAGACCUCAGCGCUGUGUCAUUAGCAGGCACCAGCCCCUUACCCCCAUCAGUGGGAAUGUCAGCAUUCCCACCUCUGGCCCCUCUCCCUCCCCUCAACCUGCCAGGUCUGACCCCACUGCACUCUCUCUCCACCAUGCUGCACUCCCAGUUGCCUCAGGGAGUGGCCCCCCUCCUGCCCACCUCUACCACCGCCCCUCCAGCUUCUGUCACAGUCACAGCAGCACCUGUGACCGACCCUGUCACCGUCUCCACAGCACUCACAGAAGCAGCGUCCACACACACUGUGGAAUCACCAGCCCCCACGGAAACAACACUAACUUCAUCGUAACCUGGAAAGAUCAUCCCAUUCAUAUCGAACCAAAACACACACCCAGUUUCUCUCUUCUGUUUUUCUAUUUAUUUGGCAAAGAGGGACAGGCAGACAGCUGCAUCGGUUCAGACACAGAAGUCACCAUGCUCCAGUUAUGGGUGAGGAAGCUUGUGUGGAGCGAGACAAAAUGAAUAUGAAGAAUGGAGGAUGGACUUGUCUUAACCAACGCAUCUUUAUUGCUGGGUUUGUAGUUUGUUUCGCACUUAUGCAGUUACAACAAGGCGAAGAGUCAUUUCCCGUUUCUGAUCUGUUUAGCAGUUUUUAAUAUGUUAACGGGGCUGGACAAUAGAUCAAAUUUACUGAAUUACUACAGGUUUCAACUCCCUUAUUAAUAAAGAAUGGCUUCAGGGGCAAGCUAAGAGUCCAGAAGUCAUGUAACUGGUCCUACUGGAAUGCAGCAGAACAAAGGUAGCAGUGGGCCAACAAGAAUAAUCAUGGACCGCCUUAUUAAAAAUGGGCACAAGGUAAAUCUGAUGUUGAAGUUUGUGGCUGCCAUUGUCCAGCCCUGAUGUGUAACCUUCUGUUAGUUCACAGAUCCCCAGAUCGGUAGAUGAAUUUGACCAUUUUUGUUGAAUGGGUGUGUCCACCCAGGGAAUUAACCUGCUUUAUUUUGCGCCACCUUUGUCUUUUGAAAUCAUCUUUUCCUUUUGUAUGUGUCAAUAUAUGCGCAGAACUCCACAGUACAUACCACCGUCUCUACUACACACAGUAACAGCCUGAAGACCAUACCAGAGGGGACAAAGGUUUACGGUUAUAUGAGCUACUGAGUAAAGUGUGUGUUUGCUGAUGGGGGAUUAUUAAAUACACUGUACAUCUCCUCCCGACAUGGCUGAAGAGAACUGGUUACGGUGAUGCAAUGCAGCCACAAGGUGCUGCUGUAACAGAACAUUCAGAAAAAUACCUACAGUAUGCACAGUGUGAGCAAUAAAGCCAAAUAAGUUUUA